AUGACGAGACAAUUCUUCAGAUGGAUGUGUAUGACUUUGAUCUACCACUGCAAGCUGAGCCUGCUCUGGCUGAGCGCGGUCGCAUUGACAGUUGGACUCGCGGACCUGCCGCCCGGGAUCAGGCUGCGCGCCAACGCCAACACGUACCUGCCCCCGGACACGACCAAGGGCUACGACUACAACAAGCCCCCGGGGCCGGGCUUCCCGAGUCCAGGAACGACACCCGGCAGACCGCCCGUUGGACCACCGGCUCGACCGCCCACGGGACCCCCAGCGAGGCCGCCCUCCACCCCCGGAGGCUACCCAUCCCCCGGUGGACCUGGUGACCACGGCGGCGACCAUGUGCACGAGCCCGGCAUGCCCUUCGACUUCAACUACGCGGUGAAGGAGGACGCGUACGGGAACGACUACUCCCACAACGCCAUCAGCGACGGGGACGUGACGCGCGGCGAAUACCGGGUUCAGCUGCCGGAUGGGCGCACUCAAAUCGUUCGAUACACGGCUGAUUGGAAGAACGGCUUCAUGGCCCAAGUUUCGUACGAGGGUACGCCGAGUUUCGGGCCGGGGGUCGGUACUGGGCCUCAAGGCCCGGGUGGUGGCAACGGCGUUGGAGGAGGCGGCGGUGGACCUUUCCAGGGAUACUAA
Messenger RNA from Copidosoma floridanum, 645 nucleotides. RefSeq lists its product as uncharacterized. Gene Ontology annotation, cellular component: extracellular matrix. The record is from RefSeq and is a predicted model, not a curated record. Lineage: Eukaryota; Metazoa; Arthropoda; Insecta; Hymenoptera; Encyrtidae.